CUUCAGCGGUGUCCUCUUCACCACCAACAAGACAUGGGACAGCGGCACCGCUCACCUCUACCGCCCAGGUACCCCCGGGGGGGUUCACUGCUGCGCCCACACUGCAGGCAGAGAUGGGUCCCUGCACCCCCAGCAAUGGGGGGCAGCGAACAUCAGUGCUGUUGCAGUGGGCUGCGAGGCAGGGGAGGGAUGCUGGGGGUACCUGGGGUCCUGCCCAGCCCUGCUUUGCCCUGCCCAGCGCACGAGGUGCUGGCCAGCCUGCCCCUCCAGAUGAUGCUCUACUUCAACGCCCACUACUUCCCCUGCUGGUGCCUGGCCGAGGGCAUGAUGCUGCAGCUGAAGGUACCCUCAGCUUUCCAGGCAGGGAAUGUUACACGGGGAGGGCAGAGUGGGCAGGGCUGGGGACCAGCGUGGAACUGGGAGGGACGAGGCUGUGCCCCGUUACAGUACAACCUGCUGCCUCGCUACUACCAGCUCCUCCUGCUCGCUGCCUUCCUCAUCCUCACACUGGCUGAAGCAGCUCGGCUCUACCUGGGCUACAUUGGGAACCUGCAGGAGAAGGUGCCCGAGCUUGCUGGGUUCCUUCUCCUUUCCAUCCUCAUCCAGCUGCCCCUCCUGCUGUUCCUGCUCACGGACCACCUCACCCUCCCCCUGCCGCUGGAGCUGGCCGUGCACAGCCUUCUCCUGGCCUUCCUCGUCUGUGAGGUGGUGGCCGCCUUCCUGGCGCUGCGGGCGAUGAGCAGGCAGCUGGCGGCUCAGUUCUACCUGCGGCAGUUCAAGGUGGGCAGCCGGGGUGAUGCUGCGGGACCCGACCCACCCCGCAGAGCCCAACAACAUUAAACAGCAGCUGACCCCCCCUGCGCUUCUGAGCACUUAUUCUGAGCCAAGCAGCUCUGGGGCUCAUGGGGUUCCCUGAGCUCUGCCAUCAAUAAAGGGGG
This is a messenger RNA of Numida meleagris (helmeted guineafowl), 938 nucleotides long. Its product is annotated as transmembrane protein 17-like. NCBI's taxonomy places the organism in Eukaryota, Metazoa, Chordata, Aves, Galliformes, Numididae. Gene Ontology annotation, cellular component: ciliary transition zone. The record is from RefSeq and is a predicted model, not a curated record. The transcript has 2 exons. Gene Ontology annotation, biological process: non-motile cilium assembly. The coding region runs from base 34 to 840 and encodes 268 amino acids.